UCCAUUUAUUACACUUUGACCCCAUUCAUUUCACAUCUCUCACAUCCCUGCACUUCUCUCUCCCCCCCUCUCCCUAUGGAUUCCAUACCGUAAGCCCACCUAAUCCGUAAACCCUAGAAUCCAUAUAUCCUCGAAGGUCUCCGGCAAAUCAACGGAGAGCGAAAACACGAAAAAAAAUUUGAAUUUUCCGAAAAAUUUGUGUAUUGUUUUUGGAAUUUAAUUUUUGGGGCGUCGAGUAUGCAUAGAUCCGGAGCUGUGAUGGCUUGGAACGUUUUCAAGUUCUGCACGGCCUUGAGGGGCCUUGGCUCGAUCAUGAUCCUUUUGGUCCUUGGCGUCGUGGGUGUAACCUAUUACGCCGUUGUUUUGACCAGCUACGGCCCGGCUUUGUACGACGGGGGUCUUACUUCCGUUAUAGCUGUUGCGGUGUUGAUCUUGUUUCAUGGUUUGUUGGUCAUGCUAUUAUGGAGUUACUUUUCUGUUGUUUUAACGGAUCCGGGUGGUGUGCCUCCAAAUUGGAGGCCUAUUAUGGAUGAGGAGAGAGGGGAGGGUGAUCCUUUGACUGGGUCAGAUUUUGGUGUUUCGCCAGCUGAUGCUUCAAAGCAGAGGGUUCGGUAUUGUCGAAAGUGCAGCCAGAUGAAACCGCCUCGCUGCCACCAUUGUUCUGUUUGUGGGAGAUGUAUACUGAAGAUGGACCAUCAUUGUGUUUGGGUUGUGAAUUGUGUUGGGGCUUUGAACUACAAAUAUUUCCUUCUUUUCUUGUUUUACACGUUUCUUGAAACAAGUCUUGUGACUUUAUCAUUACUACCACAUUUUAUAGCAUUCUUUACUGAGGGAGAAAUACCUGGAUCACCUGGCACCCUUGCAACCACUUUUCUUGCCUUUGUCUUGAACCUAGCGUUUGCAUUGAGUGUGAUGGGAUUCCUGAUUAUGCACAUAUCAAUGGUGGCUGCUAAUACCACAACCAUUGAGGCAUAUGAGAAAAAGACCACCCUGAAAUGGCGGUAUGACCUCGGUCGAAAGAAGAAUUUUGAACAGGUGUUUGGUACAGACAAGCUAUACUGGUUCAUCCCUGCAUACACAGAAGAAGAUCUACGGCGGAUGCCAGUGCUCCAGGGUCUUGAAUUUCCAUCAAAGCCUGAUUUGGAUGCCCAAGAGUUCUAACUUAUUCAUGUUGCAACUAAUUUGGGCUCAGAUCCAUCUAUUCCCAGAGCCAUCUUGUUGAAAUAACACGAGAGAGAGAGAGAGAGAGAGAGAGAGAGAGAACAUUGGAUGUGGGGGGCUGCAGCUCAAUCAGAGCAACACACCUGGCUUGUAGAGGAGUGGGAAUGGUAUGGUUGGUUGGUAUUGAUGUCAUGUCUUAACUAUCUAUUCUGGGAAAUCUGGAAAAUUGUAAUAUAAGAAAUGCAAUUGUCUGAGUCUUGACAUGUCUGGAAUUGGAAUUUGGAAAAUGUAGAAUCAGUCUGUGCCCCUAGCCCAGUUGUAUGCUGCUUGUAUGUUCUUGUCAAUGAUAUUUGGCUUUGGGAACUGUUGAGCAGAGGGAUAUGUAGAAUGGCUUGAAAUUUGGCUGCUUCAAUACCAUGAAGAAACGUUUUUCAUA
This is a messenger RNA of Vitis vinifera (wine grape), 1597 nucleotides long. Its product is annotated as probable S-acyltransferase At3g60800-like. The transcript is spliced from 8 exons. The record is from RefSeq and is a predicted model, not a curated record. Gene Ontology annotation, biological process: protein targeting to membrane; peptidyl-L-cysteine S-palmitoylation. Gene Ontology annotation, molecular function: protein-cysteine S-palmitoyltransferase activity. NCBI's taxonomy places the organism in Eukaryota, Viridiplantae, Streptophyta, Magnoliopsida, Vitales, Vitaceae. Gene Ontology annotation, cellular component: endoplasmic reticulum; Golgi apparatus. Bases 238 to 1161 code for a protein of 307 amino acids.